Lottia gigantea (owl limpet) is the source of this 1691-nucleotide messenger RNA. RefSeq lists its product as hypothetical. Gene Ontology annotation, molecular function: structural constituent of cytoskeleton; GTP binding. Bases 243 to 1595 code for a protein of 450 amino acids. Gene Ontology annotation, biological process: mitotic cell cycle; microtubule cytoskeleton organization. The transcript has 4 exons. NCBI's taxonomy places the organism in Eukaryota, Metazoa, Mollusca, Gastropoda, Lottiidae. The record is from RefSeq and is a predicted model, not a curated record. Gene Ontology annotation, cellular component: microtubule; cytoplasm.
ACCAAGUGGCUCUUCCUCCACUUCCUUUUGUUUGUGCAUUGCAGGUCGCGCCAUAUUGUAUUGUAGACUGGCAUAUAAGAUAACUGACCAAUAGAAUUGAAGCAUCCGUAGCAACAUAUUGUAAUUCGCCAUUAAAAUACAGUGGUUUCGUGUAGAACUCGUUAGUUGAAAAAAAAACAGUCUCUCACAGAAGUUCAUUAUCAGCUACAGUGAGGUUCUACCAUUGAUAAAAUAUUAGCAAAAUGCGCGAGUGUAUCUCUAUCCAUGUCGGUCAAGCUGGAGUCCAGAUGGGCAAUGCCUGUUGGGAGUUGUACUGUUUAGAACAUGGUAUCCAACCUGAUGGUCAGAUGCCUUCUGAUAAAACUAUUGGAGGUGGGGAUGAUUCCUUCAACACUUUCUUUGCUGAAACUGGGGCUGGUAAACAUGUACCAAGAGCUGUCUUUGUUGAUUUGGAACCAACUGUUGUGGAUGAGGUUCGGACCAGCGUUUAUCGUCAACUCUUCCACCCAGAACAACUUAUUACUGGUAAAGAAGAUGCUGCCAACAACUACGCCAGAGGUCACUAUACUGUUGGGAAAGAACUCAUUGACUUAGUCCUUGACAGAAUUAGGAAGCUGGCUGAUCAAUGUACUGGUCUUCAAGGUUUCUUGAUCUUCCAUUCCUUCGGUGGUGGAACCGGAUCUGGUUUCUCAUCCCUCCUUAUGGAAAGAUUGAGUGUCGACUAUGGCAAAAAAUCCAAGUUAGAAUUUGCCAUUUACCCAGCUCCCCAUAUAUCCACUGCAGUGGUAGAACCAUACAACUCUAUCUUAACUACACAUACAACAUUAGAACAUUCUGAUUGCGCUUUCAUGGUGGAUAAUGAGGCCAUCUUUGAUAUCUGUCGAAGAAACUUGGAUAUUGAACGCCCGUCCUACAACAACCUAAAUCGGUUGAUUGGUCAAAUCGUCAGUUCGAUCACUGCCUCCCUCCGAUUUGAUGGUGCUUUGAAUGUGGAUCUUACUGAGUUCCAGACCAACUUGGUACCUUACCCGCGGAUCCAUUUUCCAUUGGUUACGUAUGCUCCAGUUAUCUCAGCCGAGAAAGCUUACCAUGAACAGCUCUCAGUUGCUGAUAUCACGAACGCCUGUUUUGAGCCAUGUAAUCAGAUGGUCAAAUGUGAUCCUCGUCAUGGUAAAUACAUGGCUUGUUGUAUGUUGUACCGAGGUGAUGUUGUUCCAAAGGAUGUGAAUGCUGCCAUUGCUACCAUCAAGACCAAGAGAACCAUCCAAUUCGUCGACUGGUGUCCAACUGGUUUCAAGGUCGGUAUCAAUUACCAACCACCAACUGUUGUACCGGGAGGGGAUUUAGCCAAAGUACAGAGAGCUGUUUGUAUGUUGAGCAACACCACUGCUAUUGCUGAAGCUUGGGCUCGUCUUGAUCAUAAAUUUGAUCUUAUGUACGCCAAGAGAGCUUUCGUUCAUUGGUAUGUAGGUGAAGGUAUGGAAGAAGGUGAGUUCUCCGAAGCCAGGGAAGAUUUGGCGGCGCUAGAGAAAGAUUAUGAGGAAGUUGGUCUGGAUGAUCAGGCAGGAGAUGAAGAGGAGGGAGAAGAAUAUUAAAAAUUAAAUCAAACGCUCUGUUCUUAAACUUAAAUUUGCUCAUUGUGCAACUUACAGGAUUUCAAAUCGAAAUAAAUAAAUUGGCUUUAAAUACCU